AUGCCUACCUCUGUUGACUCUUCGCGCCCUAUCAUGGUGCCAUCUACGCGCACCUCAGUUCGGUACAGCACCUACAGCAUGGCGCCCACAGUCCUCACGACAGACAGCGCGAAGGCCGAGAUCCAGGACAUCGAGAAGGGACUCGACCGCAUGGAGAACAAGGCGCUUGCGGACCAGCGGGUGUCGCUGACCGAGGAGAAGAUCCUCAACAUGUCCAAGUUGGCGCUGGGGGCCAAGCUCGAGCGCGCCCUCGACCGGCGGAUGACCAGCCAAGACGCCGUAAUGCGAAAAAGGAAGCCGUCGGCCGCCAACGAGAAGAAG
Lasiosphaeria miniovina is the source of this 321-nucleotide messenger RNA. RefSeq lists its product as uncharacterized. The transcript is spliced from 2 exons. The record is from RefSeq and is a predicted model, not a curated record. NCBI's taxonomy places the organism in Eukaryota, Fungi, Ascomycota, Sordariomycetes, Sordariales, Lasiosphaeriaceae. The annotation marks the transcript as partial.